Amblyraja radiata (thorny skate) is the source of this 1303-nucleotide messenger RNA. RefSeq names its product myb-related transcription factor, partner of profilin. Lineage: Eukaryota; Metazoa; Chordata; Chondrichthyes; Rajiformes; Rajidae. The record is from RefSeq and is a predicted model, not a curated record. Gene Ontology annotation, cellular component: nucleus. The transcript is spliced from 3 exons. The coding region runs from base 90 to 1184 and encodes 364 amino acids.
AUCGCUUUCGGGCAAUUUGACAACAUGCAAAUGAAUAGUCUGUUGGGAGGUGGCCACGCGGUGCAGGGAAGUUUGCAGAUUUCAGCAAAAUGGCAGAACAGCAGCAGAGGAGGAGACCGAGGCUGCCCAGAUUUAGCUCAGAUGAGUUGGAGGUGCUGAUUAUAGAGGUCACCACCCAGAGGGACCAACUUUUCAACCGUGCCCACCGAUUGUCACAGGGAGAUCGUGACAAAAUAUGGCAGGAAAUCACUGCCAAGGUCAAUGCAGUCUCAAUUGUCAAAAGGUCUGUAAAAGCCACCAAGACACGUUGGGAUGGCCUAAUGCGGCGCACCAAAGAGGUAGCUAAUUUGGCGAGAGCAGCACGCCAAAUUCAAGAUGCACCCUGCGGACCAGAAGACCUUACCCCAGAGGAAUGGAGAGUCCAUAGGGUCAUGCAUCCUCAAUCUAUAAUUUGCAUGGGUGGACCAGAUCCUGCAGAUUUUCCAUAUUGGAGGACAAUAAAGGAGGAAAGAGGAUGCACUGCAGAGGAGGCUGGGCCAUCAGGGACAUGUGUCACUUCCCGUGAGGAUAGUGCAAGAUGUUGGACACCAUCCUCAGAAUCUCCCUCUUCCCCUCAUGUACCACCCUCUCUGCCAGAGCCAUUCCUGUCUCACAGGGAUAUUUGCCCCUCACCAAAGGACAGUGUGAUGAAUGACUUUGAUAGGCAACUGCUUACUGCUCAAAACCAGCAAACUGCGCUCAUGAGAGAUUUUUGGGAAGGUUUCCAGCCUCUCAUGCGGGACCUCAUCCAGGCAACUCGGGAGCUAGCUCACGAAACGCACUUGGUUGCGCAGCACACCCAUCAGGUGGCCCAGCAGACACAGGGAGUGGCUGACAGCACCAGGGAACUGGUGACGCAGAAUCAGCAGUUGAUCCUUCACACCCAGGAAAUGGCUCAAAACAUUUCAGAGAUAAAUCUGUCUAUGCAGCAGCACUUUUCCCCAGCUUCACAGGAGCCACUCAGGCUCAUAAAGGCCGUGCUUAGACAGUCAGAGCACGCGGCAAGCUUACUGGGCCACUCACCUGCACUCCUUCAGUCGGCGAGGAGUCCAGAACCUUCUGAAGUGGAACAGUGUGAGAUACUUGGGUUGGCACAAACAAGGAACAACUCCAGGAGCUUAGGAAGGAAAAGACGAUUAGUUUAGGGAUCCUGCUACUGAAAUAGACUGAGAUAUCACAAUAUUUAAUUUUUGAUCUUAUAUUUUUUAAGCAAUAUUUUUUAAUGCAGUAUGUUCAAUUUUUGUACUUAUUUUUCAAAUAUUAA